Messenger RNA from Echinostoma caproni, 558 nucleotides. Lineage: Eukaryota; Metazoa; Platyhelminthes; Trematoda; Plagiorchiida; Echinostomatidae. The record is from the annotation of a GenBank genome assembly.
AUGUUCCAUGGGGAUCACAUCACUAUUUCGGUGGAUCGGGUAGAAUGCAACCCUGGUAGACCCGGGGCCAUUACCUGCUUGCCUGAAGAAUUACUCAUUCCUUUGAAAAUGUCCCGUAAAGAUAUUCCGGCAAGAAAUUUCGAACAAGCAGCGGAGAGUCUAUUUCGCAACCUCUUCACCGGCCACCCUAACCUGGAAUUGACCACGUGUUUACGACUAAUCGGUCGAAUGGUCCCAGUUGGACGAAGUCAGAUUAAUUGUGUGGCGGAACUGAAUAAAGCUAGUUCGAAUAUUGAUCAUCUCAGCUUUGACAUCAUAUUUAUGGAAUGUCCACUGUCCCUCACCCCCAUGCCUGUCAUCCCACUGAUCAAUUCGGCUUUAUCACGGAGCUUGGAAACCAGCAUAAUCUAUCCGACCGGAUCGCCAAACCCGCGUAAUAUACUCGAUCCGGUUUGGGACGCUCGAUUCGGAUACAUUUCACUGACAAACAAUUCUCAAUACGCGCUACACUUGGACACCGAUCCAACCGUGCACUCCUCGAAUCUGGUCGGAAUGUGA